GAGAUCCAACGUGGCCGAUAACUCCGAGCCGGAAGCGGAAGUGACGUCAUACUCACUACCCCCCCCCCCUUUUUCUCGGGGCUCCGAGACCUUCUCGACGCUUGUCCGGGUGCUCUCCUCUCAGCUCGAGGAGGAUUCGAAAGAAUAGACUUUCCGCCAUUGGCAUCACAGAUCCGCCGCUGCAUCUUCCGAUCUCGGACGGGGCGAUUCUGUCUGCUGCAGCCGAGCUUUGGCCGAAAGGACUUCUAGAUCUUUACAGAACAGGAUAUUUUCUGUAUCCUUCCCUGCUCUGCUCAUGCCUACCACAGGAAUAGGACUUCCUAAUAAUUUGCUGAAAGAAUUAAAGAAUAAGCCAGACCUGAAAUAAACUUCCAGUACCUACAGUAAAUGAAAUAGAAGAGGACUCCAUAUAACCCUGUAUUAAGAGGAAUGGAGAUUGCCUCUGUCCACUUAGAUUCAUAAGCUGUCCCGAAGUGAUCUUGGCCUCAGGGAAGGGAGUGUUCAGGCACAUUUCACCAUCAGCAUCACGGGAUGGCAGCCAUUGAUUUGUCCCAUGGCCUUCUUUCUAGAGAGCCUAUCUAUAUCUAUGAAGAAAACACAGAGGUAGAAGAGACAGUGACUGACAACCAGGCAAAUUGUUACCAGGAUUCAGUGACCUUCGAUGAUGUGUCUGUGGAAUUCACCCAAGAUGAGUGGACGUUACUGGACCUGACUCAGAGAAACCUGUACAGAGAGGUGAUGCUGGAGAACUAUGAAAACCUGACCUCCAUAGGAUGUCAGUUCUUCAUUCCUAGUCCGACCCCCUGGUUAAAACAAGAAGAAGAGUUGGAGACGGUGGAAAUUACAGUUCCUGAACAAUUGGAAUUACAACCCGAUGAUUCAGAGCUUCCGGAUUACUUUAAGAUGCCAAGUUCCAGUGCGGUAGAAAUGGUACCUGAUUCAGCCCUUCCUCAACAGUCAGGAAACCACAGUGAAGGUGACUUGUGUGACUCUAAGCCAUGUGGAGAAGUGCUGGGUGAACAAUUAUGCCUUAACCCAGAGGUGAGCAUGCAGAGCCAAGGAUACAGUGCUGAGUGUAACUGGUAUGGGAAAGACAUUCUUUCUUUGCUCAAGGAAACCUCUACUGGACAGAACAUUUCUGAGCUUAAUCAGUGUGGAAAAAUCUUCAGUCUGACGCCAAACAUCAUAUACCCGAGCACUAGCACAAAUGAGAAACCCUUUGAAUGCACAGACUAUGACACAGUCUUUUUUAAUCAGCCAUACUUUCAGGCAGAUAUGAGGCCUCAGAAUGGAGGAGAACCAUUUGACUGGAAUAAAUAUGGGAAUGGUUUUAUUCAUCCCACAAGCUUUGCUAUGCAUCUUCCAAUUCUCAAUGCAAGAACCCCCUACAAAUUUGAGGAAUGUGGAAAGGAUUUUCAAUAUUUUGCAUGCCUUAAUAAUCCCAUGGGAAUGUGCACUGGAGAAAAAUUCUGUGACUGCAAGGAAUGUUGGAAAGCCUUCACGGUUUCCUCACACCUAACUCAAUAUGUCUCAAUUCAUACUGAAGAAAAAUCCAAAGUAUGUAAGAUAUGUGGGAAGUCCUUUGCUAAUUUUUCUCGACUUUCUGCACAUGUAAAAACUCAUAAUGAAGAAAAGCCCUUUGUAUGCAAGGAGUGUGGAAAGGCCUUUAAAAAUAUGUCAUACCUUAAUGAUCACGUUAGAAUUCACACUGGAAUAAAAUCAUACAAAUGUAUGGAAUGUGGGAAAGCCUUCCUUCGAUGGUCAGGCCUCACUGAACACAUAAGAGUUCACACUGGGGAAAAGCCUUACGAGUGUAAGGAAUGUGGAAAAACCUUUUCUAGAUCUACUCAGCUUACUGAACAUAUAAGAACACACACUGGAAUCAAACCUUAUGAAUGUAAGGAGUGUGGGAAAGCCUUUACUCAGUACUCAGGCCUUGCCACACAUGUACGAAUUCAUAGUGGAGAGAAGCCCUUUGAAUGUAAGGAGUGUGGGAAGGCCUUUACCAGGACCUCUGGCCUGAUUCAUCAUGUGAGAACUCACACAGGAGAGAAGCCUUUUGAAUGUGUUCAUUGUGGGAAAACCUUCAUAACUUCCUCCCAUCGCACAAAACAUCUGAAAAUUCACAGUGGCGAAAAGCCCUUUGUAUGUAAUGUAUGUGGGAAAGCAUUUAUAUAUUCCACAUCCCUUAACAUUCACAUGCGAACCCAUACUGGAGAGAAGCCCUAUAUAUGUAAGCAGUGUGGGAAAGCAUUUGCUGUUUACUCACGUCUAAGGAAACAUAGCAGAGUUCACACUGAAGAGAAGCCCUAUCAAUGUGAGGGUGUGAGUGUUACUAUUUAGCCCAUCUAUUGCCACCUUUAAAUAUUGACAGUGACACCAAAGAUCAUCAAGUUAGUCUUAGCUGCUUUGUGUGGGUUGUAAUGGCUCACAUUGGCCUUAGACACCAUCCUAAUUUUAUGAAAUAGGAUUAUUUAGGUGCCCCCUCAAACUUUUCUUCUUUUGGGCAGUUUUGAGGAUUGACCUAGAAUAUUACACAUGCUAGGCAAGCACUCAAUCACUGAGCUACAUCCCUGGAACCUUUUCAUGAAUAUCUGAAUCUGAGCAUUUGUGGGUCAUAAAUGAGGCCAGUAUACAAGAUGGCCUCAUUCUGAUGCUUGACUCUUAGUGAUUAUAACAUUUCUAAAUGCUAUGAAAUAAUGAAACAGAUUGGAUCCUUUUGUGGGUUAGUAUCUUUUCAAUGUGAAAAUUCACAAGCCAAGGUCAUAUAGGACAAGUGUGGAUUGUGGAAAGACACAAUCCAGGCAACUACUCUGACCCCACUGAUUCCAGUAAGCAUCCCAAGAAUUAGUCCUCAUCCGUUCUUAGUAGCCAAUCUAUUUACAGAUAUUAUUCCUGUGUUCCGUCAUAAAAUUCAGAAAGUACAUUCUAUCCUACCUUUUGGACCUGUUUCUGAUUGAAGUGGCAGUAACUUUGUUCUCAGUGUGGUUGAGAUUGAUAAUCUGAGGGCUUUAUGGAUGCUAGGUAAGUGCUCUGCUGCUAAGCCGCAUCCCUCGCUGGCUCUUAACAGAUUUCUCAGUUACUGUAAUGUGGGUUAGCUGAGAGUUUAACAACUCCCUCUUAGCUUCAGUGGUCUCUCCUUUUACAUUUUACUAAAAGUACUCAAGAGGAAUCAGGUUGUUCCUUUUGAAUUACAGCUGUCACAUAAAUUUCCAGUUUUAUCACAAUUUCUAGCUUCACACAAAUUACAAGAAUAACAGUUCUGCAUUACAUAUGUAAUGUCCGUUUUUUACCAUUACACAUUACUGAUUGGUUUUUCUUCAUGUUCCAGUAACAUGUUUCUCCUUCCUAAGGGAGUCCUCACCAGAAUAACCUGUACCUAUCCCUCAGUUUUUAAGCUACUUGUAUCUGUUUUAAGUGUGUUUUACUGCAAUGCCUCAGUAUCAUAAAACACCAUAGCCAGCACUGGCAAAAUGGCUCAGAAGGUAAAUGAGCUUUACCUGGUUUAAAUGAAAUCAGGAACUGAGUUCGAUCCCAGGACCCUGUCUUGUGAAAGGAGAGAGUGAGCUGCCGCUUUGUCCUCUGCUUGUACAUGCAUGCCACGGCUUUCACACACACCACACAGGACAGCAGAAACCGAGGUCUGCACAUUCACUCUAAAGGAGUGGUAUGGGGUCCGCAUGACGUAUAUCUGUAUUACUGUAUGUUCUCAUUAGCUCACCACCUUCUGGAUAAAAUUUUAGGGCUGUGGAUUUAGCUCAGUGGUAAAAAGUCCUUGCCUAGCAUAUGCAAAGCUAGUUUUUAUCUCCAGCCCUGGACAGAUAAUGUACAGCAAAUUAUUUCCUCAUACAAGAAGAGCAUGGGCGCUAGUGCAAUGGUUCAGAGGGAAAAGCUCUUGCCAUGCAAACGUGAGGACCAGAAUUUGGAUCCUGUAACUCCAAUGCUUGGGAAACAAGAUGGGAAUGGACUCAUCAGGUGAUUUAGGUAACUAGGUUACUUGAAUCCAUGAGCUUCAGUGCAGCAAGAGACCCUGCUUCAAUAAAUAAAAUGGGAAGUGAUUGGGGACACCUGAUAGUAUCUUUUGGCUUUCACAUGCCACAUGCACAUGUGUAAACACACCAGCAUGCACAUACACACACAUUAAAAAAAAUAACAGCAUGCUUGACUCUGGUGCAGACUCGUCCUGGCAUGCGAUCACUUUUACAUGACAAAGCCUGAGAUGAGGCUUUUUUCCUCUUCUGAUAAGAUUGCAGCCUUGUUGGGUGAGGUUUCCACUUACUACCCUCGACUAUCAAAUGAAAUUCUAAAGACCCUACCUGGACAAUCAUGUGCGGUGUAUAUUUAACCAGAAUUUGAGAGGGUCAACAGUACAUAUAGAUUCUUUUGAUUUACCAGAUAGGUAGUCAUAUCUGUAGAUAAUAAUGGUAUUUUUUUCUAUUUUAGUUGUUUUUUUUUUUUACAGAAAUGAGUAUGAUGUCCAGGACACUAGUGAAAGUAGUAAAAGCAUAUUUUUCUGUAGAAUUAUAAUGAUAUAUGCUCUCCAUUAUACUGAUUUGCUUAUUAGAUAGAAGGGUGUUUUUAAUAUCUGAAUUUUGCAUAAUGAUUUUAUAGUAUUUCUUUAUUUGUGAAGUAAAAUUCCUCUUGGAUUCAUGAAUUGCUUUUCCCAUGUCCUCUGAUGACCAUACUCAUUUGCUGGUAAGAGUAAAGUACCUAGGAUUUCCUUGGUUCAUAAUGCCUAAUAAAUACUGGAAUGAGUAAAAAGGACUCUAAAAUAAAGGCAGUCAUUUAUUAAUAGUGAUGAUAUAUUAGUUGUUUUAUAUUAACCUUAAAUUCCUAGAUAUAUCCAACUUGGACAUAAGGAUCAUUUUUGUUUUGUGUGAUUGCUGGGGACUCAAACAAACCCAGGACUAGCAAGCACUCUGCCACUGAGCUACAAUUUAAGCCAUUUACUCACAUAAAGAUUAUCAUAGCUGUCCUUGAGUAACAUUGCAUAGAAGUCCUCCUUGUGCAAGAAGAAAUGGAAUAUGGAACAGUAGAGUGCCUGUUUAGCAGUGUUCAAGUCCUCAGCACCACCAAAACAAACUUUACAAUUAACUGCCUGGUUUUAGCUGUAGAUUAGAACAGUGUCACAUACGACAGUGAAGUGUAUUCCUCACUUUUCUAAAUCCCCAAUUUGUUGAGUGCUCCUGAGCUAGAAUAAUUGAUACUUUUGGGUACCUGUAUUCUGUCUUCUUAAAUUGUUCGGAAUCUUUUAUGUUUAUAGGACACCUAAUAUUUACAAUAUUAUUUAAAAUUUUUUUGAGUAUAUUUUUCUUAGGUAUGCUUUCAUUUUGACAUAUGAAACAAAAAUUUAUUUUUUCUUGUAUUCCUAAUAUUUCCUGGUUGUAUAACUAAUUUUACUUUGAGUCUAUCUUCAUUCUGCAGUGAUUUCUUGUAUUUACAUUGAGUUAACCUUGAAAGUAUCCAGUAUUCUUUUGGACUGUAUCUGUCUCAAGCAGAGUGUGUUGACACACACUGUAAUCUUAAGGAUUGGAAGCCAAGGCAGGAGGAUCACAGAUUUAAGGGUAGCUUGAGCCUAGGCUACUUUGUGAAACACUGUUUUAAAAAUACAAAAGCCUGAUUAAAAUAGAAAAAACAAAACCAAAUGCAACCAGAGGUGGAGUUGGGGGCCUGAUAAAUAAUUUGGGAGGGCAAAAUUGUCUUGAAAUAUUUAAACUUUCUGAUUUAGGUUUAUUCCAUUGACUCUGGUAGGUAUUUACAUGGCUAUAUAUAAGCUUUCUUUUUGUAUCCUUAGUUACAAAAAUUUGGGGGGGGGUGCUAAGAUUCAAACUUAGGGCUUUGCACAUGCUAACCACUGACUUAUAUCCCAGUUGUAGAUGUCUUUUAUACAUACUUUAGUUGAAGUUUAAAACUCUGAAUACUUGAAAAAUCCAGAUUAACAAUUCUUUUUAGACCAUUAUGUAUAAUGCAAUUAGUAACAAAUUGGAAUUUAAGCAACUUGUUUUUCUUCUGUAUUUGUUGCAUGUACCUUCUCUUUGUAAUGAUGUUUUCAUUGAAAUUUUACCCAGUGCUUGAAAUUUAUGUACUCCAUUUGCUUUUAGUUGCUAUUCUAAAACAUUAAAUUCAGUUUUAAAAUAAAAUCUGUUAAUAUUGUUUCUUUCUAACUGAGUUUGCAUACAGCCAACUUUAUCUUCCUGAGCAUCACAGCUGCAGAGACCUACACUGCCAUAGAAGAAAGUCAAAGUAACAGAAUUGAUGUUAUAGAGGAUUUAUUAGUAAUAGAUUUGCAAAAGGUGAAUUUAGCUAAGGAAGUACUGCUGCCCCCCCUCCCUGAAAUACCCCAAGUAUGUUACUCAAGCCUGCUAGAUAAAUGCAAAUUCGCAAUGCUUGUAUGUAAAUGUUUGUUCACCAGGACUGUCUGAGUCAGCCCUUAGUCCAUCUCCAAAAAUCAUACCUUUAACAGGCAGGUGCAGGGGGCAGCACAGGGUCACAACAGAUAACAGCUAUAAGUUCUGUUCUUGAGAAAAGCAUAAUUCUGCCAGAAGGAAAAGUACAAUACUGGCAUGCUUCAAUAAUUUUGGCAAUAUUUUUGCUGUGUGAGUCUUCCCACCUGCUUAGGUGGCCAGACUUGCAGUCUCCGGUCUCUGUUUAAAUGUUUGAAAUGAAACCUGGGGCUGGGACCUAAAAGAUUUAAGGAUGACAGUGUAUAAAAUACCCUAAGGUGUACAUAAAUUAGUGAAAUUGUCUACUUGAUGCCAGCUCUUGCUUGGGCGAUAGCCCCAUUUGGCAGUGUGAUUUAGUAAAGAGCUUUUACUUCAGUUUUAAGUAUGCAGUGGUUUCUUGUGGGGAAAUCAUAUUGGCAUAUUGUUUCUGUGGCAACACAAGCCCCUGACUGAACAAAUCCAUGGUGGGGACUGGGGGGGGGCACACAAAAUGGGUCUCUUGACAAAAGGCCCAUUACAUCCUGUGAGAGAUCACAACCAUAAAUCUUUUGAAGUUCAUCAGAAGGUGGAAUAAUCUUUCUUUUUAUGACUCACUUAAACCAAUAGAAGUCAAUAAAAUUCAGUUCUAAAGGUCCCUCAGUAGACUUCUAACUUUGCAGUUCUCAGCUACUGAACUGUGGGGUUGAGAAAUAAACUGGCUCUUCAUGUCUCAAGGGAGCAUCAGUAUUCCACAGUGUAGAAUCCUCUGGAUGACGGUAUUCACUGAGAUGACAAGGUUUGAGUUCAUCUUAGGCACCCAGGGCAUUUAUCAGAACCGGGAAUUAAGAAAACAGUUGCUGGGAAAGAUUCAGAUAGGGUUAGGAGAGUGCUAAAACCCCAGUAGGUUUCCCACUCAAAAACCUCUAGCAUCUCAAAUUCCUCCCAGGGGUUCCCGAACCUGGUGGAAUGGGGUGACGUAGGGUCGAUCUGUAGGUUGCAACCUACCAAAAGCAAUUUCAACACAUUGAGAGGUGCAGAUAAUGGCAGAAGCGACACUGUCUUCUGUUCCUACUCAAAUGAGCUCUGGAAAGCAAAGGUUUUAACGCGAGGGAGGCAGGCAGAAAGUUUCUGAUGAGCUUUCUUUGGGCGGGGUCUGCACAGGAAAGCCUGUGGUGGAAGCGCUUACAUUACAGGGCCAGGGUGCCACAGAUGACUUCCGCUCCGGUCCACAGCCUAGGUUCUAAUUCUAUAUUGUCCACGAGGCCACCACUGGCCUCCAGUUCCCGCUGUGAAGCCACUACAGCACCUCCGCCCUAACUGCAAAGAAACCAGAAAUCGUACAACAAAGUAGGAUCCGAGCUCAGCCUUUGCAGCAAACGAUGCGCGAACGGAAGUGACGUAAUUCCGCACCCUCUCUUCCGGUGGCUCUCUGCCCUGAGUUGUUCCCUGGAGAGCUGUGGCCUUUGUGAGUUCCGCAGGACAGGGACUCCCUGCAGGUUGAUGGGGAGAUUAGGCCAGGGUGCUGAGCUCUGCUCUACCCGCCUCGGCGCCUCCGGACGUGGCCAAGUCUGAGGCCUCUCGGGCUGUCGGUUCCCCGGGGUGGGAAAGACCGCAAAGGGCGCGUCCUGGCUGUGUCCGCAGCUCCCGCUUUUCAAAAGCCGCCAGAGCAACUUUUAUGGAAAAAAAAAAAAAGCUGGUUGUUUUGUUUUUGUUUGUUUUCUCAGAAGGGAACGAAUUUUCGCUGGAGUAGUUGGAGUGACCAGCGUCAUAAACGUUGUGAUUUCAGCGCCUUUGGUGAGCACUUAGUGAAAGACGCCUUUUGGAAAAGGCCGUAUUCCUUUAAAGAAAAAAAAUUAGAAACGAAUUUCUCGGGCCAGCCUUAUCCUCCUUCCUCCUGCCUCAGGCUCCUGAGUAUUGUAAGUACAGGUAUGUCCACCUUGAGUUAAUGAUUUCAAAGUGAGUCCCAUUCAAGAGCUUAUAAUAACAAUGUAAUUUAGUAGAUUAUGUGACUACAUCAGUCUUUACAUUUUCAUUUACGGUUGUUGAGAUAGAUUCCUGCUGUGUAGCCCUAGAUGGCCCUGAGCUCACUAUGUAAUCCAUGUUUUCUCUUGUUCCUGCCUCAUGACUACUGAGAUUUAUAUAAUCCUAUGUCUGUGUUUUAAUGUGAACAAUAUAAAGUGAAUAUAUGAUAAAUUUUAUCAUGUGUAAGUAAAGUAAUAAAACAGUUUCUAUAUUGUGAUCUAAUUUAAAAUUCAAAAUUUAUACAAUUUAUUUCCAUAGGUCAGAUAGAUACAUAGAUAGUACCUUGCAGUGGAUUACUACAGCCUCAGUUAUGGUUCUAUAAUCAAAGCCCCCAUAUACAAUAUUGAAUAUUGCUCUAAUUUUAUCCAAUCAACAACUUGUAAACAUAUUUUACUUAUAUAUUGGCUAAUGUUUUCCUUUUCGUGACUAUUUCUUUUUAUUUAAUUUAUUUUUGUUUGUGACAUGGGUGUGUGGAUGGAGGUCAGAGGAGAGCUGUGUAAGGUUGGUUCUCUCCCUGUCCUUCCCCUUGAUGUGGGUUCUAGGGAUGGCGUGGCAAGCCCUGUACUCACUGAACCAUCCCACCAGCCCCUCUGUCUAUUUCAAGAGCUUGUUAGCGCUAGUGUGCCUCACUCUUCCAGUGUGAACACAGUAUACCUUCACGGACGCCUUUGAGGCGCCGCAGCAACUUUGUCGUCACACAUAGGUAGUCCAUUCAGACAACAUCUUAACUGCAUACACUUUCCUAGGUUGGGUAUGACAUUGGUAGUACCUUUCAGGAUUUCAUUUGGCACGCUUGGCUUUUGCAUUUAUUUUAUUUGUGUGUGUGUGUGUGUGUGUGUGUGUAUGUUUGUGUAGGGGUGCUUGUGUGUGUGUGUGUGUGUGUGUGUGUGUGUGUGUAGGGGUGCUUGUGCUCAUAUAGAAGUGCCACAGCAUUUUUGGAAAUUGACUGUUAAAAGUCUCUGGGUUACAGGGUUAGAACUCAGCUUUUCACUGAACCAUUUCACUGGCCCUGGCACACUGUUAGUUACACACACACACUGGCCCUGGCACACUGUUAGUUACACACACAUAAAGUGCAACAUCUUUUACUCACUCCUCCUUUCCUCUUAUUUUUAAUUACAGUUAUUGGAGGGGUGUUGAGAUCAGGGGGCAGCUUGUGAGAGUUGGUUCUCUCCUUCACCCUGUGGGCCUGUGAGGAUUGACAGUGGGCACCUUUUUCUACUGAUCCACCUUGCUGGCCAUGCUGUGUUAGUUCUGGUGGGAAUACAUCCUUUAUUUUAAAAUUUUAUUGAUAAAUUGAAACUAACAGCUAAUCCUGUUAGUGCCCUCGAUACUUCUUCACUGUAGAGGUUUUAUCAGUAUUUCUCCUGCCUUGUGGAUUAUCUGUCCCAAAUAACCUUUUGUUGCCUUACUCUUCUGAUAGAAGAAACUGACUUUCUCAGCUUUGGGUCAUACAUUAAGACAACAAAUGACAUACCUGCCAGGCUGUCUAAGAACAGGUUAUCACAAAUGCUGAGUCUUUGAUUUCCAUACCCAGCUGUCCAGGUUGUGGAUAUUAAGGCUCCAGCUGGUGUUGAAUCAAAUCUGGGCUCUCUUGUAAAUUAUAGCUGUGGAAACAAUGGCUCCCAGUACUCAGGUGGAGGUCUCUCAGACUCCAAGGCUUUCCAAGGAGCAGCUGGGGUUUGAUGUGUGCAUAGCAACGAGGGUUUGUGUGCUGUAAGGAGAAUACUGCUGCAUUAUGAUGUCGUGCAGCUCAGUAUGAUCCUGCUGCUUAAUAAGGCUCAGUGCAGGAGCUAGCACCCCUGCUCAAACUGUCGAGUGCAUUGUUGGCCUUCGCAUUAAAUGCUGUGUCAGCCAGCUAUCCUGUUCUUACGUGUAAACUGUGGAGCAAUUGUUAAGCAUAUUCCCCUUUGUUAGCUAUACUAUCAUACUCAGUUUUGUUUUGAGACACAACUCGGGCUGGCCUUGAACUCCCUGUGUCGCUGAGGAUGACUCGUGGACUUUUUGUUUCUACCUCCUAAGUGCUGGGAGUCCACAUCUGUGUCUAUGCUUUACUCACAUUACUACAUCCUGUGAGUACAUUUCCCGCUUUAUAAUAGCAUCUUUGGUCUCAACUGGGGCCCCCAGUAAGCAGCACAUAUAUUUCUCUUUGCUCAUUUUCCCAUGUUUUCCAUAAUGUAACCAAAACCCAGUGUAUAUAGUAGUCUCGUGAGUUCUUUUCUCAAUGGGUGCCUCCCUCCAUCAUCUGUGGGUUACUGAGGAAAAUGAACAAUAUAAUGGUUCCUUAUCUAUAGGAGAGACUUUCUUUUUUAAUAAAUGUGUUUUAAAAUCAUUUAA
Molecule: messenger RNA, 10781 nt
Organism: Alexandromys fortis (reed vole)
Lineage: Eukaryota; Metazoa; Chordata; Mammalia; Rodentia; Cricetidae
Product: zinc finger protein 561-like
Exons: 10
Coding region: 532-2343 (603 amino acids)
Biological process (GO): regulation of transcription by RNA polymerase II
Molecular function (GO): DNA-binding transcription factor activity, RNA polymerase II-specific; RNA polymerase II cis-regulatory region sequence-specific DNA binding
Source: RefSeq, a predicted model, not a curated record